AGAUUGGAGGGACAGAGAGAAAGAAAGAAAGAAAGAAGGAGAGAGAGAGGAAAAGAAAGAAAGAAAGAAAGAGUAAGAAAGUAACAGAAAGAAAGAAAGAAAGAAAAAAAGAUAGAAAGAAAGAAUAUAGAGUGUGAAAAAAAGAGAUGGCGAAUCGAAUGAAGGCUCUGUAUAACCAGGUAAUAUUCGAAAGGCGAAUUCUGCUCGGUUGUACAACCCUCGUGGGACUCUCAGCAUGCAUAUGGGCUGUGGCAAUAGGAACCGAUCAUUGGUUCACCGUCGAAGCACCAAAUGACGAAGGACUGCCCUUGGGAGAUUCCGGAGCGAGCGGUAGAAGACUGAUUUACAAGCAUAUGGGUCUUUGGAGAGGUUGCGUCAGCGGUUUGAUACCAAAAAUGAAGAAUUCGAGCGAAUUGGUGCCUUAUAGUGAAUGUAAGUACCAAGAGAUGUUCCCGCCUGAAUCAAAAUUCGAUAUAGAUCCGGGAUUAGACAGGACGGUGAUCAAUUAUGCUAGAACUCAGGUCUCGUUUGCUAUUAUCAGUAUGUUUAUAAUGAUAAUGGGAUUCUGCUUCUCCAUCUACACGUUCCGCAACCCACGCUACAUGUUCAAACGGCUGGCCGGAGGAAUACAUUUCAUUAGUGCUGCUUGCAACAUGGUGGUGAUACAAGUACUCCUUUCUUCGGUCGAUUACGAAAGCACAAACGUUUACGAAACGUUCCCUAAGGGUGCGAUCAUGAGAUACGAUUUUUCUCUUAUCCUGGCAUGGAUCGUCUUCCUUUGCAACCUAAUCGCGGGAUGUGCCUUUAUGCUUUUCUCGAGGAAAAGGAAGAGGGACAAGGCGCCAACCGAGGAGAUCGCUAUGGCCGAUGAACCAACGAUAAUCGGUCGUUAGUCCCCUUCAUCCUCAUACCAGCACACAAAGAAAGGGUAUAACUACGCUUGCGCGUCUAAGGUUUACUACGUUACAUUACGUGCAGAGCAAACGUUUCCAAAAAUAUCACCCCAUUAUACUAUUUCCCGUCUUCUCCGGUUCUUCGUCUCUCAAAAAUAGUUGUCCACCAAAAUAUGUGUGUUUAUAUAUAUAUAUAUAUAUAUAUAUAUAAAUUCACAAAUAUAAAAAAAAUCUGAUUGUAAAUCUGUUUAUAUAAUAUUAACACUUUUCGAAUAAUAUCGAAAUUAAUAGAAAAAAAAAAAAAGAAAAUAAAAAAAUAAAAAAAAGCAGAACGAUUCACUUUGAUCGUAAUUAUUUAACUUAAUACAAUAUAAAUUAUAUCAUAUUAAUAUUAUCUUCGUUCUAUACAACAAUUUUUCAUCGUAAAUAACACGAUGAUAUGUAUUUAAUUUCUGACAAAUUAUACAUUGUCUUUAAUAUAAUUAUAUAUUACGUUGAUAAAUAUUAUAAACGUAAUAGAAUUAUUUCGUCGAAAUUUCGUAAUUAGAUUUUCACAAAGUCAAUAUUUCAUUGAUGAUCGUGAAAACAAUGUCGUUUCAAUAUUAUCACGUAUAUAUGAAAUAUCUGUAAAUAGAUAUCUAUAUUGUAUACGUAUAUUUGCUUUAUCGUUAUAAGAAUGUACGAAAAGUACAAUAUUCAAAAAAUGUAUAUUAAAUCGCGAAAGCGUACGUUUAAAUAAUUUAUGUAUAUCUCUUUUCUCGUAUGCUCGUUAAAUGUAUUUGUUCGUAUGACUAUUAAAAAGAAUGAAAGAGAAAAAUAGAGAGUGAGAAAGAGAGAGAGAGAGAGAGAGAGAGAGAGAGAGAGAGAGAGAGAGAGAGAAAGAGAGAGGGUGCGUGUUGCGAGUUUGAGAGUUGUGUGUAAGAAUUCGAAAACCGAUCAAUGUCUCAAACAUAUCUCAAAUUAAUACCUCAUAAUGAUAAUAUCAUAAAUUAAGAAAUACCUAUAUCAAUAUUUAACAAACACAAAAAUAUUAAUUGGAAUAACAAUUGGAACGUUUAUACUAUUGGUAUAUAUAUAUAUAUAUAUAUAUAUAUAUAUAUAUAUAUAUAAAUUCUCUUUUAUACUUUAUAUAGGAAUAAACAAAAUCAUUUUAUAAUCUCAGACGGUAAUAUUAUCUCUGUCCAUGAUAAGAAUUUUAAAUCAAACGAGAACACGUUUAUAAAUAUAUUAUUAAUCAUGCGAUAUAUUUAUAAAUAUAAACAAAAAGAAUUGAUGACCAAAUCGUGUAGAUGGAAAAAAUAAAUAAAUAAAUAAAUAAAUAAAAAUAACAAAAACUAAAAGAAAGAAGAAGUGUACAAAAAUUAACGAAAGACUCGACACUUGAAGAUCUAAUGGUAAUGCAUGUCACUUAAUUAAUUUAUCGACAAAUUUCUUUUAAUUAUCUUUCGAAGUAUUGAUUGUUUAAAUUAUUUCUUUUUUCUUAUUCUUUAUUUUUUUUAUUUCUUUUUCCUUUUUUUGUUUUUUUUUUUUUUUGUGUUUUUUUUCAUUAAACGCUUCAUGAAAUUUUAAUUGGCCCUUAUUGACAUAUAUACAUAUAUAUAAUCGUCAUAAAUAUCAGCGAUACAGGUGUACCUACUUACCUGCAUAAUUAAAAUUCAAUAAAACCAAGUUUUCGACUUUACUUACUAUUUAUUAUAUAUUUUAUAGAAUUGAUUUUUUUGUUUUUUUUUUCUAUAUACAGAUGGAUCAAGGUGAUUCGCUAAAUCUAUUUAAAAAUAAUUCUCGAUAUAAUGACAGUGUGAUAAUGAGAAUGUAAUAGUGAAUAUCAACAAAUAAUAAAAAUUUUUGAACGUGUAAAAAUAUAUAUAUAUAUAUAUAAAUAUUUUUUUUUUAAUUUAUUAUUUGUUAAUUAAAUAGCCCGUAACUUUUCGUGUUUAAAUCUAUUAAAAAUAGAAAAAAAAAACAAAUCAUGUUUCGAGUAAAAUUUAUUCUAAAUGAUUAAAUUAUAUUUUAUUUUCAUACGUCAAUUAAUGUCCAAUCGCAUUUUUCAAUCUUUGAAAAAAAAAAGAAAACAAAGAAAAAAAAAUCUAAUAAAUUGAUUUCACAUUCAAUAAGAAGAAAUUCUUUUUAAUCAUUGACAUCGAAGAAUUAACGAAUCACCCUGUAUAUACGUGAGUUAUUCAUUUUCGUAUGUUGUACUAGCAUACAUCCUCGACACCCCCUUAAUCGAUACACUGCCUCUCCAUCACAAAUGUCGUGAACGUUUGACGGGGGAAAAAAAAAGAACGGAUAAGUAUUUGACUUGAACCAAGAAAAUAUUUCGUAAAAAGAAAAUGAAAUUUUAUUUAUUUUUCUAUAAGAUGCGAAAUAAUGCGCGAGAAAGGGGAUGUAUAAUGUCUAAAAAAAAAAAAAAAAGGGAAAAAAAAGGAAGAAGAAGAAAGAAAAAAAAAAAGAGAGAAAAGAAAAAAGAAUAUAUUUUCCAUUAGAAAUUGAACUAAUGUCUUCCUUAAAGAUUUCAAUUUUGUUAUGAUGGACAUCUGUACGUAUCUGUAAAAUAAAAAUAAAAAUAAAAAUAAAAAUAAGAAAAAGAAAGAAAGAACAAAAGAGAAUGAAAAAAAAAAAAAAUAGACUAACAAUGCUUAAAGAAUCAUCGUAUUUUCAUAAUUCGUUUCUAUUAAUAAAAAUAAAAAUAUUUUCUUUGAAGAAAAUUUAAGAGAUAAAUCUAAAACAGAUGAUCGGUUUGCGAUUGAAUUGUUUACGAAGAAUGUUUGAUGGUUGAAAGUUCCUUCGUUCGUUCGUUCGUUCGUUCGUUUGUUUCUUAAUGAAAAUUUUAAAUGACUGUUCUUACAUGAAAAAGACAUUUACUCCUCAUGUAUAUAUUAAUAUAAAUGUAAUCGCACAUCUUCUCUUUCGAGAACGAUUUAAAAUAAAUUAAUGUUUACGUGUA
This is a messenger RNA of Vespa crabro (European hornet), 3840 nucleotides long. Its product is annotated as transmembrane protein 114. The record is from RefSeq and is a predicted model, not a curated record. The transcript is spliced from 6 exons. Lineage: Eukaryota; Metazoa; Arthropoda; Insecta; Hymenoptera; Vespidae. Gene Ontology annotation, cellular component: plasma membrane. The coding region runs from base 147 to 893 and encodes 248 amino acids.